AUGUCCGCGUCGGAGCAAUCGCCAUCAGAUCUACAAACACCAGAAAUUCACAUCCAGAGUCCUUCCCCUGAGGUUACAAAUCAAGAGACUUCGACAAAGAAGAAGUCAAGCUACAAACACUCCCAUUCUUCAAAUCUUGCAACACCACAUCAGACAAGGUCAAUUCCUUCGACUGCCAAGAACAAGAAAAAGGUGUCUUCAGCGAAGCACUCGCAACCCCCUGAAAAGAGCAAGAUGGGUGGAAGCUCACGACACAGCUCACAUGGCUCUCAUAGCUCACACAAGGGCAGCUCGUCAUCACAUUCUUCUAAAAAGUCAAAGUCGACCCCAAUAGAUGAUCUUGACUGGUCAGAAAUCACAGAUCCUGAAGAGAGACGAAGAGUCCAGAACCGAAUCGCUCAGCGCAAAUUCCGAGAAAAGGCACGAGAAAACAAGGAGAGAACAGAGCGAGAUUCUCGAAACCAGGAAUAUGCUGGUAACAGCUAUCGGAUUCCUUCUGCCAAUGACUUCAGCUCCUACUCGGAACCCUCGGGUCUUCCGUGGGGCAGCAUGAACAUUGGUCCCUUUAUAGGGAGAAGCCAAGAGGCUGAGAGUCGACACAGCAGCAGUAGGAGAGGAACACACAGCGCAGACGAUAGCUUUGCGACAGCUACAUACAGGGCUUCACCGUCCUACAACGCGCAAUGGACGCAACAGGCUUAUGGCGAGAGCAAUGGAGGAGAUGAGAUGUACUAUGACGAUUACUACCUGUACAACCCGAGCCCAGAGCAAUAA
Molecule: messenger RNA, 774 nt
Organism: Fusarium venenatum
Lineage: Eukaryota; Fungi; Ascomycota; Sordariomycetes; Hypocreales; Nectriaceae
Biological process (GO): regulation of DNA-templated transcription
Molecular function (GO): DNA-binding transcription factor activity
Source: RefSeq, a predicted model, not a curated record